AUGCCCUCCUUUGCCUUCCUUUUCUCCCUUGUGAUUUACAUCUCUAUCAUCUACGUCUUUAGCCUUUCUCCAUCCACUCUUUUCAGUAAUUCCAAGUUCUGGCUUGUUAUUUCCAACACUCUCAUCCUCUUUAUUGCAGCUGAUUAUGGCGCUUUCGCUUCCUCCAAAGAUCACAACCUCGACCUUUAUGGUGAAUAUGCCUUGCACGGCACAGGAAGGACAUGUACUACUGUUGUUCCGUCAUUUGUCUCACAAUACACUAGAAUUGUCACAAAAAGCAGUCCCAAUGAAGAUGAAAAGAAGAAUGAAAUCCGAGUGAGAAACUCGGAUGAUAAUUUGCAACAAUAUCCCUUGAAAGCUGAUAAUGAAGCAACUAAACCAAAAACUAUCCCAAGAAACGAGUCUGAUAAAGUGAACAAUUUGCAGAGUUCAAAGACUAAAAACCAUAAAGCAGAAGAUGAAAACGAGUAUUGGAGAAUGUCAGAUGAGGAACUCAACAGGAGAGUUGAAGAGUUUAUUCACAACUUCAAUACGCAGAUUAGGCUUCAAGGUACCAUCGAGGAUCUAAUGGCGAGAAGUGGGCUGGCGUUGAUCCAUUCGUCGAUUACGGCGUGA
Molecule: messenger RNA, 615 nt
Organism: Gossypium arboreum
Lineage: Eukaryota; Viridiplantae; Streptophyta; Magnoliopsida; Malvales; Malvaceae
Exons: 2
Coding region: 1-615 (204 amino acids)
Source: RefSeq, a predicted model, not a curated record